Messenger RNA from Spodoptera frugiperda (fall armyworm), 2390 nucleotides. Its product is annotated as gastrula zinc finger protein XlCGF17.1-like. Gene Ontology annotation, cellular component: nucleus. Bases 112 to 1209 code for a protein of 365 amino acids. NCBI's taxonomy places the organism in Eukaryota, Metazoa, Arthropoda, Insecta, Lepidoptera, Noctuidae. The transcript has a single exon. The record is from RefSeq and is a predicted model, not a curated record. Gene Ontology annotation, molecular function: zinc ion binding.
AAACUCAUCCGUUAUCAACGUGACAUUGACACAUUAAUUCUGUGAUAAUAUUGUAAACAAAUACAAAAAAAUAUACAAGUAAACCAAACAAUCACUUAAUAUUAUAGUGCGAUGUCUGGUUCAUAUUUCAUGUUGAAAUUCUUGAAAAAUAUACAAGUUCAGAAACAGCGUAAGUUACACCAGAAUCAAAAUGCUCUUGAUAGCCCCGAUAAUGAUAUAAAAAUGAUCAGGACCGGUAAAAAAUGCAGAAUAUGUUUGAAAGAAGGUACCAAACCAAUUUUUACAUCAGAUAGUAACUCUGAUAUUGCAGAAGCGAUCCUAACAUUUGGGGGCAUAGAAGUAAGCGAAAAUGAUGAUUACCCGAAAUAUUUAUGUCCGACGUGCCAUAAUUUUCUUCAGGAUGCUUUGGCUUUUCGGAAAUCAGCUCAAGAGACAGAUACACUGCUUAGACGACCAACAGUUCUAGAUUCAGAAGAAGAAUCAGACGCCGUCAAUGAUGGUGAUGUCGACGAUACCUUCGAGCCAGUUAUUCUUGAACAAAAGCGUAACUCAUACCCCUGUAACCUAUGCAAUCUCAAUUUCAAAUCAUAUGAUGAAUUAUUAGCACAUAAAAACUCAAGAACUCACAAAAAAGUUCGUAUACAAUGUCCUUUGUGCUUCCGACUAUUGACUGCUCAGUUAUAUAAAAAACAUUUACUCAGGCACCAGUCUGCAUCUCAUCUAGUCUGUGACACCUGUGGCAAAUUAUAUCGUAAAGAUAAUUUAGUCAGGCAUUUGCAGCUGCACAGUUUUGAGCUGCCCUUUGAGUGCAAGGUUUGCCCAUAUAGGGGGAGGUUUCUGGAAUCCCUGAAGAUACAUAUGCGAACUCACACAGGUGACAAACCUUUUUCGUGUGACAAAUGUGAAUUAAGAUUUUUAACUCGAAGCAACUUGAACAGACAUCUAUUAACUCAUAAAAAAGAGAGGCCAUUCAAAUGCCCUGAAUGUGGAAGAGGGUUCUACACUCAGAGGGAUAUGGACAUACAUUUUCAAUCUGAUCAUGCUGGUCUUAAAGAUUUUGGGUGUAGAGUGUGUGGUAAUAAGUAUGGAACCAGAAAGGCACUAAUGAGACAUGAGUUGAGGGUGCAUAAGAGAGAUAAAAUGACAAAGGGGAGAUUGCCAUUGUAUUUACAAGCUGAGUAUCAGAAACAAGAUGAAGCAGUGGAUUGAGAAAGAUAAAUUAAUAAUAAAUUAAAGUACUAUAUGUAUAUUUAGUAUCUAUUUGAUAUGUACUUUGAAUUUUUGAUGUAUAAAGAAACAUGUUAGACUUGAUGUAGGAUUUGUGACUAGUAUGAAAUGUAGUUAUAUAGUUGGCUAGAAGUAGUUUUAAAUAAAAAGUAUUAACUAUCUAAAAAUUAAACCAUAAAGUUUAUUGCAUCAAUAUUUAUUUCAAGAAGUGUAAGUAAUAUCUGUAAGUACUUAAUGUUUUUUAAUACUUUCAAUAAAUAUUUGAAUCAAAUAUUAUAAUCUGAUUGGACUAGAAUGCUUUAUAGAUCAUUGGUUAUAAAUAUUUGGCUUUAAACCUAGAGUUUACAUAGACAACACUUAAUACAUUGGUAAAUAAAAUCACACACAUUAAAUAUAACUCUUGGUGAUCUACUGAACAAUGGAAGAUUUCAUAGUAACUAUUUUAGUAUAAAUAUCUAAAUAAAGGCCACUUUAUCACUUAAGUUACAUUUAUCGGAUGGACACAAACAAUGGGCAAGGCUUUUAUGGCAUUCUUAAAUUACAAUGUUUCUUAUUUUACAAAACUGAAUUUAAAAUGAACAUGUUCAUUACAGUUAGUUGUGUUAGAAGUAUUCUAAGAGCUGUCCUAUUUGCUGAGGUGUCAUAAGAAUACAGUAAUGCAUUAUUACAUAGAUGUAUAAUAAAGUAUCAGUUAAAUUACUAUUUUAAAAAUAUAGUCAAGUAAAAAAUUAAAUGUUUAAAAAUUGUAUUAUUUAGUUAUGAUUGUGUUGCAUACAUUUAUGUAAAACUGAUUUGGCAAGAGUAUGCAUAAGUACUGACUAGAAGUUAAAAUCUUAAAAUACUUAUUUAUUAAAAUACAUGUUUUUUUUUUUACUAUAAUAGUGAACUGGUAUAAAUAAGUUCACAGUCUUGUAAUAUAAGUAACAAAAUAGUUUUAUAAGGACUCAUAUUUCUUCCAGAAUAGAAUACUUUCAAAAUAACAGUUUAACAUGUGUUUGUGCCUCACACAGUAUUUCCAAAUCUUGUGCCACAUCUAAAAUACGUAUUUUCAACCAGAAUAACUUCAUAAAAAUGCUUAACAAGAAUAUAUCCUGUAGAUAAAAUAGUAAUAACAAUAUGUUUCAAUAAGUAAUAAACAUUAAAACUUUGGAAACGGUAAAAAA